Phodopus roborovskii (desert hamster) is the source of this 1560-nucleotide messenger RNA. Its product is annotated as stearoyl-CoA desaturase 4. Gene Ontology annotation, cellular component: endoplasmic reticulum membrane. Gene Ontology annotation, molecular function: iron ion binding; palmitoyl-CoA 9-desaturase activity; stearoyl-CoA 9-desaturase activity. The coding region runs from base 1 to 1560 and encodes 519 amino acids. The transcript has 9 exons. NCBI's taxonomy places the organism in Eukaryota, Metazoa, Chordata, Mammalia, Rodentia, Cricetidae. Gene Ontology annotation, biological process: response to fatty acid; unsaturated fatty acid biosynthetic process. The record is from RefSeq and is a predicted model, not a curated record.
AUGGCCAGCCCAGAGCUUCCCUCCACCGUAGAAGUGGAGGUGUCACUCCCGUCCACUCGGCCCACAGCGCCUGACCCCACACAGCCAAUCAGCAGCCGCACCGGGCUCUGUCCCCGCCUACCCCGGAGGAGCCCGCGGACAGUGCGGUCACAGAUGCAGCCAAUGAAGAGAUUCCUAGGGAUGCAGCGCCCUGAGCUCUGCAAGGCCAGCCCUGCCCCUCCUGUGACCUUCAGUGUGGGCGCUGGUCACCAGCUGUCUCCAGGGGUGUGUGUGUGUGAGCUGGUCAGAGCCUUCUGGAUCCCUGGUGAGCAUCCUGAGGAGGUGGGCGGGAAGGAGCCGCUUCAGCCUUCGGUGCUGAGCAAGAAGGCGGCCAUGCACCUGCUCUUGUCUCGGGACCCGGGGGCGUCGGAUGCAGACCUGGAUCCCAAACUGCAUUCGAAGCCUUCAGAACUUCCAGGCUUCCAGGAUUUAGGCUUCCGGGGAGCAGAGAUGUCGGCCUGCUUGCCACGAGAGAUCCCCAGCAACGGUGGCAUUACCACUAUCAUAGAACCUCACUCCUUGGGUCAACAGAGCAGAGAGAAGAAAGUGGAGAAGACGCCUCUCCACUCAGAAGACAUCCGUCCUGAGAUGAGAGAAGACAUACUCGACCCCAGCUACCAGGAUGAGGAGGGGCCCCCGCCCAAGCUGGAGUACGUCUGGAGAAACAUCAUCCUCAUGGCCCUGCUGCACUUGGGGGCCCUGUAUGGGAUCACACUGGCUCCGUCCUGCAAGGUCUACACCUGGCUCCUGGGGAUAUUCUACAAUAUAGUUGCCGCUUUGGGCAUCACGGCCGGGGCUCAUCGCCUGUGGAGUCACCGAACUUACAAGGCUCGGCUGCCGCUGCGGCUCUUUCUCAUCGUGGCCAACACCAUGGCUUUCCAGAAUGACGUGUACGAAUGGGCCCGAGACCACCGCGUCCACCACAAGUUCACAGAAACACACGCUGACCCUCACGAUUCCCGGCGUGGCUUUUUCUUCUCUCACGUGGGCUGGCUGCUUGUGCGCAAGCACCCGGCUGUCAAAGAGAAGGGCAGAAAACUGGACAUGUCUGACCUAAAAGCCGAGAAGCUGGUCAUGUUCCAGAAGAGGUACUACAAGCCAGCUGUCGUGCUCACCUCCAUCGUCCUUCCCACACUGGUGCCUUGGUACUUCUGGGGUGAAACUUUUCAACACAGCUUAUACAUUGCUACUUUCUUGCGGUAUACCAUCAUUCUCAAUUUCACCUGGCUGGUGAACAGCGCUGCCCACCUCUAUGGAUACAGGCCAUAUGACAGGAACAUUGGCGCCCGAGAGAAUGUCCUGGUUUCAAUGGCAUCUUUUGGCGAGGGCUUCCACAACUACCACCACGCCUUCCCCUAUGACUACUCCGCCAGUGAGUACCGCUGGCACAUCAACUUCACCACGUUCUUCAUCGACUGCAUGGCUGCCCUGGGCCUGGCUUACGACCGGAAGAGACCAUCUAGGGCUGCUGUUUUGGCCAAGAUCAAAAGAACUGGAGAUGGGAGCCAUAAGAGUGGCUGA